Cryptococcus amylolentus CBS 6039 is the source of this 582-nucleotide messenger RNA. RefSeq lists its product as hypothetical. The transcript is spliced from 2 exons. NCBI's taxonomy places the organism in Eukaryota, Fungi, Basidiomycota, Tremellomycetes, Tremellales, Cryptococcaceae. Bases 1 to 582 code for a protein of 193 amino acids. The record is from RefSeq and is a predicted model, not a curated record.
AUGCCCUCCUCUCCCACCUUCUCUGUCUCCCAACCCAUCUAUGCUUCUUCAGCAGUCGACCUCGAAUUCUCUAUAGGAUCAAUGAUCGACAGGGGGCGCCUUUCUGAUGUCUAUUCCCUCACUUCCAGAGUUCCAGCCAAUCAUCCUGACGAUCUGCCCCCGCUCGUUGUCAAGACCAAGCCCAUCGACCCUAAGAUCCCCAUAGCCGAAGCUAUCAAGCUCGCGGGGCACGGCAAGAUCCUGGGAGAAUGUGCAAAGAGACCUGGGAAGAGAGGGAGGCUGAGUGGCAGGAGGUACUGCCGCACCCUCCUCUCAGCCCUCCAAUGGGCCGCCGACCCCUCCCGCGGGGAUGUCAAGGUACUCGCCCUCAUGGGCAGCGGCUACUUUUCCAACGGUAUGGCCCUCAACAACAUCGAACACGCCUCCUCCCCCGGCCAAGAGACCUGGGACAAUAUCUGCGCCAUCGACGAUAUCGUUUCUUUCCUCUGCUCCGACACUUCCAACGAGAAGCCUGCUUCCAUACAGGGCCAGGGCAAGGCGUUGAGUGAGAGGGGCAUUGUGCCGGUAGCGUCUGUGAGGUGA